Messenger RNA from Cylindrotheca closterium, 2532 nucleotides. Lineage: Eukaryota; Bacillariophyta; Bacillariophyceae; Bacillariales; Bacillariaceae. The record is from the annotation of a GenBank genome assembly.
AUGGUGGAAUUUGGAUUGAAAUUAGAGGACAAUAAAGUUGCAGAGUGGUCCAAUCAUUAUCUGGAUUACGGGAAGUUAAAGGCCAUAUUGAAAAAGGCAAAGACUGCCAAACAAAGUCAUGAAGACUAUCUGAAACGACAAGGAGAGAAGAAGGGGGGAUUCUUUGGUUCACCCCAUUCUUCAUCAGCGGAUCUUCAAAGUCAAGGAGUUGUAAACGAAACCACAAAUCUGAUUGUUUCACCUGACAAGCAAAUCCUGUCGCCCCUGGGGUCCCAAGUCGAUCUAUCUGAUCCUAACGCAGUUCAAGAAGCGGUGCAAAAGCAAAAAUCUUCUUCUAAUCUGAGCCUUACUAGGCUCUCAGGUUACUUCAAUCGGGGCGAGAAAUCCUACACUGACAAAAUUGAAAAGCUAUCAAAGGAAUUCGAAGAGUUGCUUCGUGCGGAGCGCGUCAAGACUGUUGACUUUUAUAAUACAAAGUUAGCAGAACUGGAGAGUCGGCUAGAGAUAUUGGUCCAAAGUGUCGCGCAAUCCUCAACUCUUGCCCCAACCUUUGUGCAAGAUGAUGAGGGAGAUAAGACUGAACAUUCUACAAUUGGUACAAGCCCAAGAGUCCGACAACACGUCAAACAGCCCAGCCUCACGAGAGGCCGCUUUGCUUCCGUUGUCAAUAUUGUAUCUAAAAAGCUUCGGAGAGAAAAGCAAAUCUUCGACGCGUUGCAAAAAGGAGACACGGAUAUGGCACUGAAAAUUGAACUCUUGUCAAUUGAUGAUGACGACGACGAGGACGAGAAUCGGGUUGAAAAUGAAAAGGUGCUUGCUGAAGGCAACUCUAUCAAACGAGCAUUGACUGAUCACUACAGAACUACAAUGCUCCUAAAAAACUUUGCCAUUAUGAACUACACUGGGUUCGUCAAGAUUGUGAAGAAGCACGACAAAACUCUUUCACAGAACAAGGGCAAAUUCAAGAGCUUCCUCAAGGCUGAGGACCUUUUCGAUGAAGGUAAAGAAGUUGACGAGCUUUCGCUGAGAGUUGUCCGCUAUUAUGCCAAUUGGUUUUGCGAAGGAAAUAUUCGCGAAGCCACUACCGAGAUGCUCCCGAAAAAGGGUGACGGCUUGGAAAUGGACUGGUCCCAAUUAAGGCUCGGCUACCGAAUGGGCAUGUCUGCUGUACUUGCGCUCUGGGUUUGUUGGGAUUGUAUUUGGGGACUAGUCAAUGAGGGAAACACAACCAUUGGUGGCCGGGCCGCCUUUCCUGUGUUUCGCGCAUGUGGUGGUCUUUUGCUACUGCAAUGGUUCUGGGGAUGCAGUGUGUUCAUCUGGGGCCGGUAUCGGGUGAACUACAUCUACUUGUUUGAUUUGGACCCUAGGACUGUAUCGAGUGCAAUGUCUAUAUUUGAAGAUGCUGUUGAAAACACGCUUGUAUUUCUACUUGUGAUGCUGCUCUACUACAAGGCUGGCGCCAGUGACAUUCCACAAUGGAUACCUACUGGAUGGUUUCCAAUGUCCCUUGUGCUAUAUACCGUUUAUCAGCUGAUAUUUCCCCUCAAGACUCGCAUACCCAUGUGGGGAGCAAUCUGGAAGGUUGUCACUGCGCCUUUGAACUCGCCCUCCUUCUUCCAUGGCUACAUCGGUGACAUCUUCACUAGUAUGGUUAAAGUCUUUCAGGAUGUUGCCUGGACUAUAUGCUGGGUGUGCUCUGGACAGUUCUCUUCUUACGAAACCUUGAGAGAUAAAGCAACUUUCCCUUGGGAAACUGCGCACUGGUACAAGAAUUUCUUGAUACCAAUCGUAUGUCUUUUCCCAUUGCUGAUUCGCUUUAAUCAGUGUCUUCGACGUUACAUUGACACUGGAGACCGAGUCCCGCACUUGCCCAAUGCCGCCAAAUAUGCUUUGUCCCAGACGGUAACCUUGUUUGGGGCGUUCCACCCACUUUAUAUGGAGCUCGACGCCGCCAAAGCCCAAUCACAGAGUGGUCUUCAUGGAGUGGAUCUCUUUCAGGUUUUCUGGUUGCUAAUUUUUCUCACUUCUUCACUAUACUCCUUUACAUGGGACGUCUUUAUGGAUUGGGGCUUAGGACGAAAGAAAUAUGGAUAUCUUGGAGCAACCUUGAUGUACCCAAAAAGAAGCUACUAUUUUACAGUCAUCGCCUUUGAUCUUGUGCUUCGAUUUAUGUGGGUUUUGACGCUCCUUCCACCUUCUUCUGGAGCUAAAUUUGAGGUUCCAAGCUACCUCUCUGCAGUAACAAUGAUGUUGGAAUUAUUCCGAAGAACUAUUUGGGGAUUCUUGCGACUGGAAAACGAGCACCGUAGCAAUGCAGCUGGAUUCCGACGAGUGUCAUUUGUUCCGCUUCACUUCAAUACAGGACACGGCCACAAUUAUUCUCAUAAGGAACGCGGCGGCCAAUCAGUGCUCAAAGAAGUGGUCUUAGUUUCCAUUGUGGUCCUUGGAAUCUGUGUUUCUAGCAUCAUUGCUGCUCAGAAUGCCAAUUCUCGGCAAAACAAGUGGGCACCGUCUGACAAUAACGAAUUCUAG